AUGGGAAGUAGGAAUAACACAAAUGUGCCUGACUUCAUCCUUAUGGGAUUGACAGACUCUGAAGACAUCCAGUGGGUCCUCUUUAUGUUAUUUUUACUGAUAUAUCUGAUUACUAUCCUGGGGAAUGUAGGGAUGAUACUAAUAAUUCACAUGGAUCUCCAGCUUCACACACCUAUGUAUUUUUUCCUCAGUCAUCUGUCAUUCCUUGACCUGAGUUACUCAACAGUCAUCACACCUAAAACCUUACAAAAUUUGCUGACUUCCAACAAGUAUAUUUCAUUCAUCUGCUGCUUCACCCAGAUGUAUUUUUUCAUCCUAUUAGGUGCCACAGAAUGUUACCUUCUCUCUUCAAUGGCCUAUGACCGCUAUGUAGCCAUCUGCAGUCCUUUACAUUAUCUAGUUGUUAUGUCCAAGAAACUCUGCUGCACCCUUGUCACUGUGUCCUACAUGAUUGGUUUUACUGGCUCCUUGGUAAAUGUUCUUUCUAUGAACAGUUUGCAGUUCUGUAAAUCCAAUGUAGUCCAUCACUUCUUCUGUGACACAACCCCAAUUUUAGACCUGUCCCGCACUGACACUCGUAUCACUGAAAUCACAAUAUUCUUUCUUGCUGGUUCCACCCUAAUGGUGUCUCUUAUCACAAUCACUGUGUCCUAUGGGUCCAUUCUGUCUACUGUCCUGAAAAUCAAUUCCACUUCAGGCAAGUACAAAGCCCUCUCUACUUGUGCCUCCCAUCUCCUGGGAGUCACCAUCUUUUAUGGCACUAUGAUUUUUACUUAUUUAAAACCGAGUAAGUCCUAUUCCUUGGGAGAGGAUCAGGUGGCCUCUGUGUUUUAUACUAUGGUGAUCCCCAUGCUGAAUCCACUCAUUUAUAGUCUUAGGAACAAGGAGGUGGAAAAUGCUGUCAUUAAAGUCAUGCAGAAGAGAGAGCUCUCCAGGCAAUUGAAAUGA
Choloepus didactylus (southern two-toed sloth) is the source of this 948-nucleotide messenger RNA. RefSeq names its product olfactory receptor 8H1-like. Lineage: Eukaryota; Metazoa; Chordata; Mammalia; Pilosa; Megalonychidae. The transcript has a single exon. Gene Ontology annotation, cellular component: membrane. The coding region runs from base 1 to 948 and encodes 315 amino acids. Gene Ontology annotation, molecular function: odorant binding; olfactory receptor activity; G protein-coupled receptor activity. Gene Ontology annotation, biological process: sensory perception of smell; G protein-coupled receptor signaling pathway. The record is from RefSeq and is a predicted model, not a curated record.